Molecule: messenger RNA, 1340 nt
Organism: Marmota monax (woodchuck)
Lineage: Eukaryota; Metazoa; Chordata; Mammalia; Rodentia; Sciuridae
Product: olfactory receptor 11H12-like
Exons: 1
Coding region: 28-975 (315 amino acids)
Biological process (GO): G protein-coupled receptor signaling pathway
Cellular component (GO): membrane
Molecular function (GO): olfactory receptor activity; G protein-coupled receptor activity
Source: RefSeq, a predicted model, not a curated record
CUCUUGAUCUUGCAGGAUACCGACCUAAUGAAUAUCUCUGAGCCAGAGUCCAACUUUGCUUCUGUAAGAGAAUUUAUACUCCAAGGUUUCUCUUGUGAGUGGAGGAUUCAGAUCUUCCUCUUCUCUCUCUUCACUACAACCUACGUGUUCACCAUAACUGGGAAUGGGACCAUUGUUUGUGCACUGUUGUGUGACAAGCGACUUCACACCCCCAUGUACAUGUUCCUGGGGAAUUUCUCCUUUCUAGAGAUCUGGUAUGUCUCUUCUACUGUCCCCAAGAUGUUGGUCAACUUCCUGUCAGAGAAAAAAACCAUCUCCUUUGCUGGGUGCUUCCUCCAGUUCUAUUUCUUUUUCUCAUUGGGUACAUCUGAAUGCUUGCUUUUGACUGUCAUGGCCUUUGAUAGGUAUCUAGCUAUCUGCCGUCCCCUGCACUACCCUAAUAUCAUGACUGGGAAUUCCUGUAUCAAACUGGUCAUUAUCUGCUGGGUUUGUGGGUUUCUGUGGUUCUUAAUUCCCAUUGCCCUCAUCUCUCAAAUGCCUUUCUGUGGACCAAACACUAUUGACCAUGUUGUGUGUGAUCCAGGGCCACUCUUUGCGUUAGCGUGUGCCACAGCCCCAGGAACUCAAAUGCUAUGCUACACUUUAAGCUCAUUAGUUAUCUUUGGUAACUUUUUCUUUAUUCUUGGGUCCUAUACUCUGGUCCUGAUAGCUGUGCUACGUAUGCCUUCAGCCUCUGGAAGACAUAAAGCCUUCUCCACCUGUGGGUCUCACUUGGCCGUGGUAUCGUUGUUCUAUGGUUCUCUGAUGGUCAUGUAUGUGAGCCCAGGACUGGGACAUUCUGCUGGGAUGCAGAAAGUUGCAACACUGUUUUAUGCUAUGGUGACCCCACUAUUUAACCCCCUCAUCUACAGCCUCCGAAAUAAGGAAAUAAAGGCAGCCAUGAGGAAAAUUAUGGGGAUUCCUAACAUAAUCUGAGGUCUAUUGGAUGGUUUCUGUAUGAUCAGGUCAGUAUAGUCAAACAAGAUGCAUUAAGAAUUAUAUAGUUAUCCAUAUCUACAAAUGUGAAUAGUGAUAUUUACUAUAUUAGCUAUGAAAUUAAACAUCUGUAGGCCCCUUUGUAGAAUUAAAGUGGCCAGAUUACAUAGAUAAAUGGAUGCCUGUGGCUUCUUGUUUGAACUUGUGUAUAUUAACUGAGGAAGGUACAUGUUGGGUGUUUUCUGGAUAGUUUUCAUAAGUAAAAAACUUCUUCUGUUCUAUUUGAUAAUAUAAAUUUAUAGUUAUGAGAUAAAUAAAAUUAUAAGUAUGUCAUUUGGUUUGUUUUGUUAGUUGAUUAUAAAUAA